CUUUGCUGUUAAGAUUCUCUCUCUCUCUCUCUCUCUCUCUCUCUAAAAUUCUGUGUUGGGGUUUUAGUUAGGGCUUCGCUUCUUCUUGUUCUUGUACCUUUGCUUUUUCACCUGUGUUUCCGCAAAUCCUUCUGUUCUGUUCCUUAAAUCCUAAACCUAAACAACAACAACGUUUCUUCUCUCUCUUUGAUUUCGGUUUCAGAAAUUUUGUUUUCUUGAACACUUCAAAAAAAAAAAAAAAAUUCAUUUCCAAACCUCGUUGUACUUCAUUUUAGCUUCGUUGUUCUUUAACGAGCUUGAUUCGUUGGGAUCGGAAACCUUUUCAUUGUGAAUCUGAGGAACACAGCUAGUUUCAGCUCAGCAGGCACAGCCAGUUGUCAGCUGGAAAAAGAUACAUAUGGAGAUUGUUUUUUAUGAUGAAAAUAACGGAAGCACAACAGGGACAAAUGAAAAUGGUUCUCUUCUAAUGCCGGUUUCACCUGAUGAUUCUGGUGAGGGUUUGCCAUAUGCUCCUGUAAAUUGGCCCAAUCGAGGUGACACUUGGACUUGGAGGGUGGGGAAGAGAAUUGCUAGUACUGGACACUAUUUGGACAGGUACCUUUAUCUUCCAAAGCGCCUUUGCCGUCGUAUUGAGAGCUCAUCAAACUCAUCACGUAGGAAACAUGGUUUUGCAAGCAAACUUUCUCUUGAACGGUAUAUCCGAGCAGCAUUCCCUGGUGCUGACGUUGAAGCAUUUUUCAACUCAUUCAGCUGGAAGAUCCCGGCAAAGAAAUCGGCAUUGACAAAUGGUCAUGUGGAACGGCGAAAUUUAUUGACUAUACCUCUUGAAGAGAUGGCAGAAUAUGGUGUGUCUGAUUCCCCAACUGAUACUGGGGGUUGUAAGGCUGGCAAUAAAAUGUGCAGCAGCAUCUUGGAGCAAUCAGAAAAACCACCAUUAGCUGCCAUGCCCUGUGAUAUUUGCUGCAGCGAACCUCGGUUCUGCCAUGAUUGUUGUUGUAUCUUAUGUAGCAAGCUUAUAAAUUCAGAGCAUGGAGGCUACAGUCACAUCAAAUGUGAAGCGGUGGUGGAUGAGGGUUAUAUAUGUGGGCAUAUUGCUCACAUUGACUGUGCUCUUCGAUGUUACAUGGCUGGGACAGUAGGAGGAAGCAUUGGAUUAGAUGCCGAGUACUAUUGCCGUCGUUGUGAUGCUAGAACAGAUCUGGUUUCACAUGCUGCGAGGUUUUUACAAACUUGUGAAUCUAUUGAUUCUCGUGAUGACAUAGAGAAGAUUUUAAGUGUUGGUGUCUGCAUCUUGGGUGGUUCACAGAAAACCAGUGCAAAGAGGUUGCUGAUUCGUUUUGAAUCAGCCAUUGCAAAGCUUCAAAGUGGGACUUCUCUUGAAGAUAUCUGGAAAGUGGAAGACAGCUUCUCAGCAAUUUCCACAGGUGCCUUUGAUCAUGGAAAUGCUACCCUGGAAGUUAUGAAUGACGAAGACCCUUUAAAUGUCAGAACAAGCUCAGGGCACACUUUGUCCAUUGCUUUUGACCAUCAAUCAGAAUCUCUAAGGCUUGAGGAUGAGAUUGAACAAGUUCUACAGGCACUGCGAAAAUCACAGGACUCUGAAUUUAAAAUGGCAGAGGAAAGGCUUCAUGUGCAGAAGAAUUUUCUUCUUAAUCUGUAUCAGCAACUUGAGAAAGAGAGGUCUGAACUAGCACGUUGCGCAUCAUCAGCUGACCCAAAUGCCUUGCUCGAUGCUGUCUUGAAUAGAGUAGAUCAGAUAAAACGGGAACUGAGGAAACUCAAGGAUAUGGAAAGGGUGGCCAAUGGCUUUGGGAAGACUUCUAAAGGAAUCCUUAAGGAACACUUCGGUUUGGAAACUCAGAACUAAACCCUCAAAACUAUACAGUUUAAUUCGUCAUCUGUUCAUCAAAUUUUGAUCUUGAACUGAUCACCUGUAUAUUUGGAGAGCAUAUACACCCUGUCAGUUUUUGGUGGGGUCAUGUAGCAGAGAUACUGCAGAAUCUGCUUGUGCAGCGAUAACAGCACAUCAAAGCGAUGAGAAUUCAGUUUGGAGCUUCUGACUACCCUAAUGCUUAAUUAAACAGUGGUGGAUCCGCAGAAAAACAGUGUAAGAGUUGGCAAAGGGAUUGUGAAAAGAUUACCUGCGAUAUAUUAAAACAACAUUUAGAUUAAAAAACCGGUUGGAUUCAAAUCCUUUUGGCCAUGUUAGACUUUCAAUGAAUUUUUCCCUCACAGUUUAACUAGUCACCAUUUUUCUUGAGUAAACAGCUUGUGGUGGCCAUAGGUAGUAUCUGUAUACAUUAGAUUGGGUUGCAACUUAUGCUUCCAUGGAACGAGAAAGUAUUUCAUGAGACCGUCUCAUGAAACACAUUCUCACAUUCAGUGGGUCUUACACACUUGUGGGAUCCACAUUCUGUGAUGGUGUCUCAUUAGACAAAUUUUCCCAUGGAACAAUAUUUUGAGGUAUGGAUGCAUGUUCUUAGGAGCAACUUAUCAAAUCGAAUGAA
Messenger RNA from Quercus robur (English oak), 2507 nucleotides. Its product is annotated as protein OBERON 2-like. The record is from RefSeq and is a predicted model, not a curated record. The transcript has 5 exons. NCBI's taxonomy places the organism in Eukaryota, Viridiplantae, Streptophyta, Magnoliopsida, Fagales, Fagaceae. The coding region runs from base 398 to 1867 and encodes 489 amino acids.